Durusdinium trenchii is the source of this 456-nucleotide messenger RNA. Lineage: Eukaryota; Dinophyceae; Suessiales; Symbiodiniaceae. The record is from the annotation of a GenBank genome assembly.
GCUACAGCCUGACAUUGUAACCUACAGUUCUGGCAUCAGUGCUUGUGAGAAAGCUGCUCGUUGGACAGAAGCCCUAAGCGUGCUCGAGAUGGCCGAUGUCAUUGCCUUCAAUGCCGCAAUCAGUGCAUUGGAGAAAGCCGGCAGGUGGGAGGCAGUCUUCUCCGUAUUCAAUACUAUGAGCAUGAUCGAGAUUCAGCCUGACCUCAUCUCCAUGAAUGCUGCUAGGCAGCCACAUCAGAAGAGCAGGGCCUUGUUGGGCUCUGGUGUGGUGCCCUACAGCGCAGCUGUGAGUGCUUGCGGUUGGGCUUCCAAAUGGCAAGAAGCGAUGUCGUUGCUGGAGGAAUUGGUGUGUCUUUGGAAGCCUGACGUCAUUGCAUUCUGCGCUGCGAUCAGUGCCUGUGAACGCGCUGCGCAAUGGACGAAAGUUCUUGAGCUGCUGAAAGACAUGCGCCUCAG